Impatiens glandulifera is the source of this 2052-nucleotide messenger RNA. RefSeq names its product putative disease resistance protein RGA3. The record is from RefSeq and is a predicted model, not a curated record. Gene Ontology annotation, biological process: defense response to other organism. The coding region runs from base 1 to 2052 and encodes 683 amino acids. Gene Ontology annotation, molecular function: protein binding; ADP binding. The transcript is spliced from 2 exons. NCBI's taxonomy places the organism in Eukaryota, Viridiplantae, Streptophyta, Magnoliopsida, Ericales, Balsaminaceae.
AUGGUAUUUUUAACUGUUCUACCAAUUGUUGGAAUUGGGGGUCUUGGUAAAACAACACUUGCCCAAACUGUCUUCGACGACGAGGAGAUUACUAAGCAUUUUGAAACCAAAAUCUGGGUUUGUGUUUCUAAUGAAUUUGAUAUUAAAUUGGUGAUGAAAGUCAUCUUAGAAGAAAAGGCGGAAGCACGCUCAGAAGAAUUGCAGAAAAAAGUUAGAGAAAAAUUGAGCGGGAAAAGAUAUUUGAUUAUAUUGGAUGAUGUUUGGAAUGAAAAUGUUGAGGCAUGGAAUCAGUUGAGAUCUAUCUUGGACUGUGGAUCAAAUGGUGCAUUUGUCCUAACAACGACACGUAAAAGAAAUGUGGCAGAAAUCAUGGGAACAAUUCAACAUUUUGAAUUAUCCUCGCUCUCUCAAGAUGAUUGUUGGUUAUUAUUCGAAGAAUGCGCAAAACCAAAACUUCCAAACUUUAUUAAUAUUGGUAAAGAAAUAAGUAGAAAAUGUAUGGGUGUUCCCUUAGUUACCAAUGUCUUGGGAAGCCAAUUGCGAUUCAAUUGUGACGAAAAGGAAUGGUGCAGAAUAAGAGAUAGUGAGAUAUGGGAGAUUUCACAAAAUGAAAAUUUAAUCUUGUCUAUUCUAAGAUUGAGUUAUUAUGACCUCUCUUAUCAUUUGAGAAGAUGUUUUGUGUUUUGUGCUAUAUUUCCCAAGGAUGCUGAAAUUGAAAAGGUGAGAUUAAUCCAAUUGUGGAUGGCCCAUGGUUUAAUUCCUAUAGUUAAAAACCAAGAAGUGGAAGAUAUUGGGAAUACAAUUUGGAAUGAGUUGUGUCGGAGAUCAUUUUUUCAAGACGAUAAAUUCGAUCAAUCUGGAAAUGAAAUAUGUAAGAUGCACGAUCUUAUGCACGAUCUUUCCAAAUCUGUUAUGAAAGAUGAAUGUUAUACUUUGGAUGUUAAUAACUCAAGUGAUGGUUUAAAACGAGAUAUCCGUCAUCUAACGGUAAGGGUUAAUGAAUUUGUCAAAACAUCAGUUCUUUCUCUUAAGAAAAUUGGAGGGUUGCAAUCACUAAUGUGCAAUGGCAUAGAUGUUGAAGGAAAUGUCACAAUGAAGAUUUGUUUGAGUGUUUUGAAGGAACUUCCGGUUUUACGUGUCCUUGAACUAAGGUGUAUUGAAGUUAAUGAAGAUCAUCACCUCACGUUUCAAAUUUUGUUUAAUAUUAUAUUUCGAAAACAUCACAUUUCUAGAAGUUAUAUGGGACAUCUAAAACAUCUGAGAUACUUAGAUAUUUCCUAUAAUUACUUAAUAAUAUUGCCUGAUAGUAUAUGUGAUCUUUUGAACUUACAGACUUUGAAACUCAACGGGUGUUUUAUGCUUGAAAGUUUGCCCAGAAAUACAAAAGAUCUUAUUAGUCUACGACAUCUUUAUUUGGAGGAUUGUUUUGGAUUAAAAUAUAUGCCUAGAGGGACGAGGCAAUUGAAACAUCUGAAGACGUUAAGCUUGUUUGUGAUAGGCAACAAGAAGAGAGAUUGCCAACUAGAUGAAUUAAAAGAAUUAGAUAUCGGCGGAUCAUUGGAAUUGAAGAACCUUGGAAGAGUUAGUGAUGCAUCUAUGGAAAGAGGGAUAAGUAUGGCUAAAAAGACGAGUAUCAAUGAGUUGGAGUUGGAAUGGAGAUCUGAUGAUGAAGAUGAGAGCAAGAGUACUAGAGAUGAGAAAAUUGGUGAAGCUCUAGAGGUUUCAACUGUAGGGCUGAAGAAAUUGAAAAUGAUUGGUUACAAAGGUGUGAAUCUCCCUAAAUGGGUGAACAAUGUGAAUACGAUUGCUAGUAGCAGCGUUGACAAUGAAAUGAUAGUACUAUUCCCUUUGUUAGAGGAACUCUAUAUUGUGAGAAUGAAGAAUUUGAGGGAAUUGGUGUCACCUAGCUGUUGGAGUAUUGGAGCAUUCCCUAAUCUCUGCAUGCUGUUGAUAAGUGAUUGCACAAAGCUAGGGGCCUUGCCACCGCAUCUCAAAUCACUCAAAUAUGUAAAUGUUGCUGGUAAAUGUUCGGAUGAGUUCGUGCGUGGCUAG